Messenger RNA from Leguminivora glycinivorella, 1690 nucleotides. RefSeq lists its product as uncharacterized. The record is from RefSeq and is a predicted model, not a curated record. The coding region runs from base 355 to 1176 and encodes 273 amino acids. Lineage: Eukaryota; Metazoa; Arthropoda; Insecta; Lepidoptera; Tortricidae. The transcript has 2 exons.
AUGAAUGACUAAUGAACACGAAAAAACAAUUGUAUCAUUCAAACUAACAACAUUUAUAAAAACACAAGUUUUUCAAUACGCUAUAACAAAAUAAAAAUCCACCCUGUACCUACAAAGAAACCUACGGAUCCAAAUGAAAAUCUUAUUUUUUGUAAACGUUUCAAUAAGAAUACUUUUAUUACGCGGGCGAAGCCGCGGGAAAAAGCUAGUUAAAACAUAAAAUAUUACCUUUCGAUACAUACAUUAGUAAUAAACCUGAUUAAAUAACAAAUGGUUGUUUCGAAAAAACAAUGUGUGAAACAGUCAAUUUGUAUAUAAAGACAUGUGACACCCAUAACAAGCAUUAUUUUCAUAAUGGGUCUCGCACAGAUCACCUCCAUUGUGAUUCUCAUUGGACAAUUUUCUGUAUUCAGUUUAGCUGCCGAUCUUCCUAAGCUACCCAAUAACAGACUCUCAGAAGGACAAGACAGGGACCUCCCCAAUGGAGUACCAAUCCACUGCGGAUCUGCAUCUCCAAGGAGGGUCAGCACUACCACUUAUAAAAAUCCAGGACAAGUAUUGACAAGUACAAUCUUCGGAAGAGACGCGAUCACUGCUGGUGCAUUGGGAGAUCCAAACGGACCUAGACCGGGAGCUGGAACGCGCUAUAAAAUGGCAGAAUUCCAUGGAGCUAAAGUCUUGUACGCUCUCGAAAUAGACCCCGCUGGGGAAGCAGCCUACUGGCUCCCUCAAGGCGGUGUCGUAGACAUUCACCAUCAUCCGUCCGACAGACAACCAAAGUACGUGUUCACUCCUGACUUCAGUGGUUGCUCUUGGACCGUCACUCCCGGGUCUAACGGGAUGCUCCGCCUGCAUCACGUCGAAGGCGGCAGGGAGAGAGAACAGUUCAACAGCUUAACAGAAGCUCAGAAAGGGGGACCUAUCACCUACGCCAUACAAUACAAAGACUACGGGUACGUCGUGGAGACUCGCAAGCUGACUAGCAACGUCCCGGCGUACGCUUACAUGCACUACGCUAACGGCCAUUGGACCCUCAACUUCCAGCGCAAGUCUUGCACUCCGGAAACUGGCGGGUACACGUUCAACAGUGCCCGUAUUUUAACUGGGUUGGUGAUGAACGAAUCGAAAUCUACUUAUCCUGCUAUAUCGGGUACCAAGUCUUACAACAUUCCUUAAACGUCGUGAUUUCGUGAUAUCAAUUCUUCAUCCUUUUGGCAUUUAUUUAUUUAUUUAUUUAAUCUUUAUUGUACACAAAGAAAGAAAAACUUAUAGUACAAAAGGCGGACUUAAUGGCAUCAUGGCAUGUUACUCUUUGAUCUAAGGCCUGUGUACUGUGUAGGGGUUCCUAAAUUAAAAUUUUAUUAAAAUAUUAUAUUUUUUCCAUUCAGAUACAAAUACGCCUUUCUUGACACAUUUUGUGUUAUUGUUUUGUAGUUCUUUACCCAUGUCUCAUAUCAUCUCAUAUCUCCACCAUGAACAAGUUUUGAGUGCUCCUUCUUCUCGGAUAUCGCGGUUCAGUCUGACGUUAUGGGGUCCUGUUUUCAUAAAAAAAUAAUUGGAAUUUACCUUUCUGGAUCCCUUAUUUGAAAUUAUUUUUUGCGUUAUCAGUUUUACUUUAAUUAGCACUAAUUUCACAAAUUUAUUUAAAUUUACUGUACAAAAAUGCACGACAGUUGAUUUAGAUAUGAAU